Phlebotomus papatasi is the source of this 6602-nucleotide messenger RNA. RefSeq names its product sushi, von Willebrand factor type A, EGF and pentraxin domain-containing protein 1-like. Gene Ontology annotation, molecular function: calcium ion binding. The transcript is spliced from 7 exons. Bases 52 to 6234 code for a protein of 2060 amino acids. Lineage: Eukaryota; Metazoa; Arthropoda; Insecta; Diptera; Psychodidae. The record is from RefSeq and is a predicted model, not a curated record.
AGUCAUUUGUCGGCAGUUCAAGUGAGCAGAUGGUGAAAAUAGACCAGAGCCAUGGUUCUCAAAAUUGUUUUGAUGAUCGCUUUAAUGGCGACCGUGUGUGCUGAAAAGACUACCAAACGCUUUGUUGGUGGUCAAUUUGUGAGCUUUGGUGAUCGGGAAGUGAUCAAUACUAUGAGGGAUCGCAAUAUCACAGAACGCCCCAUCACAAAGGCUGAAUUCGAGCAGUUGACCCGAAAGUUUCGUUCCAGCAUGGUUCGUUUGAAGCAGAGGAACAAGAAAUUGGAUGCUGUAUUCCUUAUUGAUUCUAGCUCUAGUGUAGGCCGGCGAAAUUUUAUGAGUGAAGUGAAAUUUGUGAAAAAAUUGCUAAGUGAUUUUCCCGUGAGCCUAAACUACACCCGAGUGUCUGUCGUCCAAUUUAGUUCCCAAGGAAGAAUUCAUCGACACAUUGACCAGAUUUCCAUGCCCAAGAGAGACAAUGACAAGUGCAUGCUGAUCAAUCACGAGAUUCUCAAGCUUAGAUUCAUCGGAGGCGGAACAUUUACAUAUGGUGCUCUUAGGGAAGCACGUGAUAUCCUAAGCAAGGCUCGGAAACACAGUCAAAAGGUCAUCUUUCUCAUCACAGAUGGCUUCUCCAACGGAAAAGAUCCUAUCCCAAUUGCCAAUAGGCUCAAAAGGGACAAUGUUACAAUCUUCAGCGUGGGUAUUGCUAAUGGAAAUGUCGAGGAGCUAAAUCAGAUCUCUACGCAACCUUCUGAGGAUCAUACCUUCCUCCUCAACAACUUCACGCAAUUUGAAAGUCUUGCUCGUAAAGCUCUUCAUGUUGAUUUCCGUAUGGGCCAACAAGUCGAAACAAAUAAGACAUUCUGUGCAAGGCUUUGCGAUUUCAGUGCAGGAUCUGAUUCCUGCUGCGAUGAGAAUGCCGUUUGCUCUUGCGGAAUAGGUUCCGGACACUAUUCUUGCCUCUGCAAGCCAGGAUACUUCGGUACUGGUUUGAAGGACAACUGCAAUGCAUGUCCUAAUUCAACGUACUGGCACACUUGGAACUUCUGUAAACCUUGUCCUGACAUCAACCACAUUACCCUUGGAGCGGCAGUUGGGAUCGAGGGUUGCGUAUGCAAGGAUGGGUUUCUUCCAGUUGAAGGAAAUCGAUGUGAAGUGAUAACUUGUCCAAAGCUUACACCUCCUAAAAAUGGAUACUUCGUGAAACAUCCGCAAGGAUGUGGUAAUGUCCUUAAUGCUGCAUGUGGAGUCCGAUGCAAAUCUGGGUAUCAAUUGGUCGGUAGUAGUAUCAGACUAUGUCAACAAAAUGGAACUUGGUCAGGAAGCGAACCUGAAUGCGUUUUAAAGGCAUGUCCAGCACUGCAAGUCCCGUACUACGGUCAAGCCGUCUGUAAGAACAGUGAUCUCAAUCUGAUUGCUGACUACACCCCGAGAAACGCCACAUUCAUGGAAUUUUACAUCGAUGAUCACCAUCGUGUAACAGAACCCAUGCCGAUUGAUACAAACUGCGUGUUUAAAUGUGGUCCGGGAUAUUACUUAGUUGGUUCAUUUUCACGCAAUUGCCUACCACUUUCGAAGUGGGAUGGCCUACAAACCACCUGUAGGCAGAUCUUCUGUUCCAAAUUACCUAAGAUCAAUUUCGGCUCGUAUGAUCCAACCGAUUGCGAUGUAAACAAAUCAACCCAUGGAACCAAUUGCACCAUAAUCUGCGAAGAAGGGUUCGAUUUGAAGGGUCCAGUUCAGAAAACAUGUACGGGAAAACGAAAUGGUUUCUGGACACACAAAAAUAAGCAUCCAAAAUGUGUAGACGUUACACCACCAUCAUUAAUCUGUCCUGAAAGUUUCACUUUGAAUAUGGAAGCUACGGAGAACUAUGCAAUGCUCUCAAGCAUCCCCCAACCAAAUGUUUCGGAUAAUUCGGGAAUUAAUGUGACCUACUGGACUAAACCAGUUCUUGAGGCGAACUUUACGAAAUUAACAAUUGGAAAACACAAAUUCAUUUAUAUUGCUACUGAUGCUUUUCGCAACAAGAUUACUUGCAAUUUUACUAUUACGGUUGAGGACACAACACCCCCUGUUUUGGACAAUUGUAUCGAUCCUCCUGAAUUUCAUGUUCGAACGCAUGGUCCAAAGAGAACAAUGAUCGAAUGGGAGGAUCCUAUAAUCUAUGAUAAUUCAAAUACCAAACUCAAUGUUACACAGUCAAUGGAACCUGGAUAUCUCACACCAGGAGCCUAUCAAGUAACGUACACUGCAACAGACUCCUCCAAUAACUCAGCUUCUUGCACAAUGAACAUUACAAUUAAGGAGUUGCAAUGCGAAAGACCGGUAUUCCCUGAGAAUGGAAAGAUGAUUUGUGCAUCGAAUGAUACAAAAAUGUGGUGCCAUGUCAUUUGCAAUCCCGGAUUUGCAGCCUAUGAUGCCUACGAUGAGACUCACAUGGAGAAUCUAACCCUCUUCUGCGACCACGACUAUCCACGGUGGAAAUAUGAUCCGAUGAUUGAUUGCACAAAAAUCAAUUUACCAGAAUCUGUUGAUGAGGUGCUGACCAUCCCCCUUGACAUCGACAUGGAUUUUUGCGAAUCCGAAUAUAGAGAUGGUUUCUAUCGGGAAAUGAAGGAUUACGCUCACCAAGAAUUCUGUGGCAAUCAACCAAAUUGCGAGGUAAUCACAGAAAUUCCCCUUUGCACCACCGACGACAUCCCCAAGGAUCCCAAUCUAGAGAAAAAUGUCUAUCAUGUUGUAGAAAAGAGGGAAAUCUCAAAUGGAACUCGGAAGAAUCGACGCAGAAACAGGAUGCACCUCAAAGUGAGUGUCAUUAAUAAACAGGGACGACGAGUGAGUCCUUAUAACAGGGAGUCAAACUCGAGAAAAUUAAGAAAUGGUGCUGAGCACUUUAGCAGAGGUAUCCAGGGAAAAUUCACGGAUGUGAAACUAAAUGUUGGAGAAUUGAUGGUAAAUGAAAUCUACAAGUGCCCCAGUGGGAGUGUCCUCAAAAAGCAAUUUUGCGUCCAGUGCCCAAGAGGAACUUAUCACAAUGGCACAGAGAAUUCAUGUAAAGUAUGUCCCAAGGGAACGUAUUCCGAUACGCCCGGUCGACGUGAAUGCCAAUCUUGUCCUCCGCAUCAUUCAACAAGACGUGAUAAUAACAAAUCCGAACUAAACUGCCUUCAACAGUGUCCUCCGGGAACCAUGGCUCGCCUCAAGACACCAAAACGUACAGGAGUUACCCAUACUCCUCACAAAACCUUCAUGCCUUAUUGCAAGAAAUGCCUUCCUGGCGAGUAUCAACCUCUUUACGAUCAAAUUCGCUGUGAACCAUGUCCUGAUGGAUUCAUAUCACCACGAGGUGCAAAGUCAUUCACUGAUUGUGCCCCAAGGCGACUUUUUCCAUGUCAAUUAACGGAACCAGUAUGUGGUACCAAUGGGAUUUGUCUACCAGACACCAAGAAUCCUUACCUGUACAGCUGUGUUUGUGAAACAGGAUUUCAAGGAUCACAUUGUGAACAGCACGUUGAUCUUUGCCUGUCUUCGCCUUGUCUCAAUGGAGGAAUCUGUCACCAUGUCAAUACAACAGAAAUAGGAUGCCAAUGUCCAGAAUCCUUCACUGGGACUUUCUGUGAAGAAAUAGUCACGCCCUGUCUUAGCGUAACGUGCCAAAACGGAGGUAUUUGCUUCGACAUUGGAGAUAGGGCUAUAUGUGAGUGUCCUGAAGGGUUCACAGGAGAUUACUGUGAAACUGUUGUAAAUCACUGUGUUGAGAAUCCUUGCGAAGCAGGCGAAUGCCUGAAUGUACCUCAAGAAGGUUACCGAUGCAUCUGCCCACCUGGGAUUAUUGGCAGACGCUGCCAUUUGAGACCCUGCGACUACUUCCCAUGUCAUCCCAAUCAAAUCUGCAUUGAUCUACCAGAUGUUCCUGCCAAUAAAUCAAGCUUCAUGUGCCGAUGUCCAAUUGGUCUCAAAGGCGAAAAUUGUACAGACAUUGAUAACCCGUGUGAUCGGAAUCCCUGCAGGAACAAUGGAAUUUGCUCACCAGUAGCACUAAGGAACGGUUUGAAUGACGAUAGGAACGAAAGUCUCUUUGAGGAGUUUUCAUGUCAAUGCCCGCCUUACUUUUACGGUGACUUCUGUCAAUCUCUCGUAACUCCAGACUACGUUCUUCAGUUUUCCAAGCCACAUACAACCAACUACGCCAUAUUGCCUGGACCUAAUAGGGAUCUUGAACAAUUCACAGUCUGCACUUGGAUUAAGAGCCACGAUGACCACAACUACGGAACGAUCAUCUCCUAUGCAACAGAAGGACAGGACAACAUGCUAACGUUAACGGACUACAACGGUCUAGCUCUCUAUGUGAACGGAAACUUCAGCGUGUCAGACAUUGUGGUCAAUGAUGGUCAUUGGCACUUUAUCUGUGCAACAUGGAUGAGUAAGGAAGGCUCCUACCAGAUGUAUUCUGAUGGCAUUUUACAGCAUUCAGGAUACAACUUAAGUUCUAGUAAUUCCGUAGAAAACGGAGGAGUUCUUGUACUGGGUCAAGAACAGGAUACCAUUGGGUCAGGAUUCAGUGACUCCGAAACCUUCAUUGGAGAAAUUGCCUAUCUGGACAUGUGGGAUCGUGUGCUGGGCAUUCAGGAAGUUCAAGAAUUCUAUUCUUCUUGCCAUCCUUACCAUGGUAACCUCUAUUCCUGGAGUGACUUUAAGACGCACAUUAAAGGAGACGUCACCAUCCAGGAAUCUCCAUUCUGUAAACCUUGUCUCAAAAAUUUACAUCUUGUCAACGGGGUUGUAAACUACUUUGCUAACAGAGCUAUCUAUACCUGCAAUCAAGGGUUCUUCCUUGAAGGACUUCCUAUCAGAAACUGUCUCAGAACGGCAGAAUGGCAGCAGCCAGAACCAUUUUGCAAAAUAAUGGAUUGCGGUCCUCUGAAGUUAAUUGAAAACGGAUAUGUGAUGACUACGAGAACAACAUUUGGCGCAAAUGCGACCUAUGCUUGUAGUAGGGGCUAUGAAUUGAAAAACGGAUCAGAGUAUCGCAUCUGCGAGAGUUCAGGAAAGUGGUCUGGAACGAUUCCAGAAUGUGUCGAGAAGAAGACAUGUCCUGAGAUUGAGCCACCGAAAUGGGGUCGAGCGGUCUAUUCCACAUUGGAGCAGGGUAAAUAUCCUCCUGGGACCUUCAUUGAAUUUGAGUGUGGCAAUGAGACAAUCCUACAGGGACAGAGCUUGAUUGUGUGCGAAGAAAGUGGUCAGUGGGAUUCAGAAGUACCCAAAUGUGCUCCACAAUUUGUCGAAUCCUUCGAGAUGGAAAUUGUGACAAGAAGAAUGGAAACUGAGGAUGAAAUCCUGCCCCUGCUCAAUCGUGAAGAUUUCUGGGGUGAAUUGAGAACUUUCCUAUAUCAAGGAUGUACAAUUCAGAGUGAAAUUAAUCAGCUGUGUAAAUUGCAUAAAGAUGUGGUGUUGAGUGAUCUGGGGGAAUUGCAUUUGGAACAAUCUCAAGGCGAUGAAUCUCGUCUCUUUGGGGCAAUUCAGAGUGUUCUGGCGGAAAACAAGAGAAAGGACUUGAGUAUUAGCAAUUUAAUGGGAAAUAUAUUCAAAUUUGGGAAAAUUUCCCAAGACGAACAAGAUCUCUAUAGAAUGCUGUUUUGCUUCUCCAUGGACUUAGUCAUCUGGAAUACACAAUAUUACUUCGGAAAUGACACACCAUCCAUAGAUGAUGCAUCCGUCGAUAUCAGCGACAAGUUACCACUGGCCCUGGUUGAGAUAUUGGAGCCUGUGUAUGAAAAUUACCGGAAAAGCAUACUCAAGUCCACAAUGAGUACCAAUCCAAAUACCACAGUUUCCUGCCUGGAGCAGUUUCUGCCCCAGAUUGACCACUCAAGAAUUGUCGGCAUCUCCAGUUCAAAUAACGAGAGUGUGAGUAAUUUAUUUAGUUUUCCCAUUGGAACGAAAAUUGAUUUCGAAUGUGAGGAUAAUUUUCAUAUGAGUGGCCAGUACUCGGCCGAAUGCAUCGAUGGUGGAAUAUGGACAACAAAAGAGGGUGUAUGCUUAAGGAAAUGUGAAAUUCCAUCAAUACCAUCCAAUAUGAAUCUUGAGAAUUUCACCCAGAAUAUCUUCAUUGUUGGCCAUAAAGUUAAGCUCAAUUGUCUGGGAGGACUUUCAAUGACUGGUGAUCCAUACAUUGAAUGUUUGUCCACAGGAAUGUGGAGCAAUGUUGAACUACAAUGUGCUCUGGAUUAAAAUUAAAACAUCAAUUCUGGACCCAAAGGUCAUUAAUCUCAAUUCACAAGUGUCACAUCCUAUAGCAAUUGACGUAAGAUUUAUUAAUAAUAAUUAUUAUUCUACUUGAUUCUACUUAAUUAUACCAUACAUUUAUUUCAUUAAUGCAAAUCAUGAUUAAUAAAUUGUAAGAAAUAUUGUAUCCUGAACAUUGAAAAAGUUCUAAAAAAAAAGAUUUUUCAAAGUAUACUAAAAAUUUUGAAAUUAAUGCUAAAUUUUUAAUUUAAAAUAAUGUUAUAUGUGUAUUAUAGUCUUCCGAUACCUUCACUUCGUCCUAUUUACCUCCCCAUAACUCUGAGAAAUUAAAUAUUAAAAUAAUUCAAAAGAAA